GCCAGAGGCCACCCGUCGCCUCUCUCCUGCGGGAUGGCGACUUCCUCCCGGGGCCACCGUCACGUCGCCUUCCUCCUUCUCCCGCUGCUGCCGCCGCUGCUGCUGCUGCUCGCGACCACGCCACAGAGCCUCACAGCUCUCCGCUGCGUGUGCCUGCGCUGCGCCCGCACCAACUACACCUGCGACACGGACGGCCUGUGCCUCGCCUCGGCCACGCGUCUGGAGAACGGCUCCGUGGUGCACGAGCGCGUGUGCGUCUCGCUCCGCAACCUGCAGCCCCCGCACCGCCCCUUCUUCUGCCUGCGCUCCGUGCAGUUCUACGAGACGCUCUGCUGCGACACGGACUUCUGCAACAGCGUGGACAUCGCCCCGCCCGCCAGCAGCGUGGGCCCGACUCAGUCCCCGGGCCCGGCGCCGCUGUGGGGCCACAUGCACGUAGUGAUGGCCGCCUCGGCGCUCGCGGCGCUCUUCGCGUGCCUCUCGGCCGCGGGGCUCCGCGCGCUGCGGGGCUGGGGCCGUCACGAGGGGCCCCUCGCCGUGGGCAGGCUGCAGCGCGGCGCCCGCGCCGACAAGGAGCAGUCCCUGGGCCAGGCGUACAUCCUGGACGGGGUCAGCAUCCGGGACCUCUACGACUCGGGAACGACCGGCUCCGGAUCUGGCUUGCCGCUGCUGGUGCAGCGCACCAUCGCGCGCACCAUCGUGCUGCAGGAGGCCAUCGGCAAGGGCCGCUUCGGCGAGGUGUGGCGCGGCGUGUGGAGCGGCGAGCACGUGGCCGUCAAGAUCUUCUCGUCCAGGGACGAGCGCUCGUGGUUCCGCGAGACGGAGAUCUACCAGACCAUGAUGCUGCGCCACGAGCACAUCCUGGGAUUCAUCGCCGCCGACAACAAAGACAACGGCACGUGGACGCAGCUGUGGCUCGUGUCCGACUACCACGAGCUGGGCUCCCUGUUCGACUUCCUGAACCGCACCACGGUGACCGAGAGGGAGGUCAUCGCGCUCGCCCAGUCGGCAGCCAGCGGCCUGGCGCAUCUGCACAUGGAGAUCGUGGGCACGCAGGGCAAGCCGGCGAUCGCGCACCGUGACCUCAAGUCCAAGAACAUCCUGGUGAAGCGCAACCGCACGUGCUGCAUCGCGGACCUGGGCCUCGCCGUGCGCCACGACUCCGCCUCGGACUCCAUCGACAUCGCGCCCAGCAGCCGCACCGGCACCAAGCGGUACAUGGCCCCCGAGGUGCUGGCCGACUCCAUCAACGCGUGGCACUUCGACUCGUUCAAGCGCGCGGAUAUUUACGCUCUGGGGCUCGUCUUCUGGGAGAUGGCGCGGCGCUGCUCCAGUGGUGGGAUCACGGAGGAGUACCAGUUGCCGUACCACGACGCGGUGCCCCCGGACCCGUCGGUGGAGGACAUGCGGCGCGCGGUGUGCGACCAGAGGCUGCGGCCCAACAUCCCCAACCGCUGGCAGAGCUCCGAGGCGCUGAGGGCGAUGGGCCGCCUCAUGUGCGAGUGCUGGUACGGCAACGCGGCGGCGCGGCUCACGGCGCUGCGAGUCAAGAAGUCGCUCUCGCACCUCGAGCAGCAGACGUAGCACGGCCACGGCGCCACCACGGCGAUCCCCGACCCGUGCCGGGCUGGGCCCGACCCGUGCCGGGCUGGUCCCGACCCGUGCCGGAGCUGGGCCCGACCCGUGCUGGGCUGGGCCCGACCUCGCCCAACCUGGCCUGGGGCCCCAACUCGGCUCGACCCGAUCUGGCACCUCGACCUGACCCGAUCCAACGACUUCUCUCCGUGUCGGGUGACGCCGACCCGACUAGAUCUGACCCCGGCAGAGGCUUCUCGGAGCGGGAACGCUGUGGAAGGUGACCUUUGGUGACCUUUGGUGACCUUUGGCAGGAGACGAACCCACGGCGUGGGCAUCAGCGGGGACCCGGGCGCUAGACCAUCA
Messenger RNA from Lethenteron reissneri (Far Eastern brook lamprey), 1941 nucleotides. RefSeq names its product TGF-beta receptor type-1-like. Gene Ontology annotation, molecular function: transforming growth factor beta receptor activity, type I; ATP binding; SMAD binding. Gene Ontology annotation, cellular component: signaling receptor complex; plasma membrane. The record is from RefSeq and is a predicted model, not a curated record. Lineage: Eukaryota; Metazoa; Chordata; Hyperoartia; Petromyzontiformes; Petromyzontidae. Gene Ontology annotation, biological process: transforming growth factor beta receptor signaling pathway; protein phosphorylation; heart development.